CUCCGGCCCCUACAGAGUCAGAACAGGGAGUCCAUCACUCAGGUGAAACAGAGUGAGAGGCCAGACAAGAAAUGUACCUUUUCAUUCUAGACUGGUGAAUGAAGUCAACCAUCGCAUUUCGAAUACCACCCAGAAAGCUCCUGCUCCCUCCGUUACCAUCAGUAACGUCUCUGCUUCUCCUCCGACGCCCAAAGCCCUUCAGCCGGGAGGCUACAACCCCCAGGUGGUCCAGAGUCGGAUCUCUGAAGUGCUGAAGAAGUACUACAGUGGUCUGUGGCUGUCCAAGCUGCCCUGUGUGUACCGGAACAUGCACAACCAGGACCUACCUGGUGAAGUGGUCAUAGACCUGGAGAACUGGACACAUGUCUGCUCAGUUGAGAAGCCCGUUAGUACCAAUCGAGCAGAUAGGCUGGUCUAUCCCCCUCAGCCCAACCCCCCCAGCCUUGCUGUCGCACCAGUCAAACCCGCAACGGCCCCUUAUACUGUCAAACCAGCGACAACCCUCCUAGCUAAACCCAUCACUACCGCUCUAGGCAAACCAGUCACCACCAACCCAAUGAAACUGGCCCCUCUAUUCUACUCACUGCAGAGCCCCUCCUUGAACCAGAGUCAGACCUCACCCACUCCACCGGCCCCCUCGUGGAAGCACUCCCCGACCCAUACCCCCACCUCUCCAAUUACCCCCUCUACCUUGUGGAAGCCCUCUCCUUCCCACCUUCUCCCUACACCCACCUAUAAUUUGUGGAAACCCUUCCCUACUUCCACCUCGCCCUCAUGGAAGCCCACAACUACCACUUUCUCCCCUACUCCCCCCCCAACUCCUCCCUUCCUCACCUCCCCCACAUGGAUGGGCUCCCCUACCCCCACCACCCCUAUCCCCCUCUCCCCUACAGCGGUGAGCAUCCCUGCGGAGGCGUGCCUCAGACUCAAGGAGCUGCUGUCUAAAUACAGCCACGGCCUGUGGGCCCACGCCCUACCAGGAGACCUUCAAGGCCCCCCUUCCCAGAGGACAUCCUGGCCAACCUGUCUCUCUUACAGGACAUCUGCACUGUGGAGUACCCCAUGCCUGACAACAAAAAUAAGGCCAUCCUUUACGGCCCCGUCACGGACUACAAGGCCAAGGUAG
This is a messenger RNA of Oncorhynchus tshawytscha (Chinook salmon), 1126 nucleotides long. Its product is annotated as DNA-directed RNA polymerase II subunit RPB1-like. The record is from RefSeq and is a predicted model, not a curated record. The transcript is spliced from 4 exons. Bases 308 to 1126 code for a protein of 272 amino acids. NCBI's taxonomy places the organism in Eukaryota, Metazoa, Chordata, Actinopteri, Salmoniformes, Salmonidae.